UCUACCAACAUUGAUGUCUUUCUUGUUGUCGCGGUUGAUUAUGUUUCAUCUCCAUUUUUCCGUCUCAAUUGCCUCAAUUUUAGGAGAAUGGAAAGUUUAUUCAAUCUUACCUUGCACUUGACUUCAAUUGCAUUCACCGUUAAUUUGACAGGGGCUUAACACAAUGGUUGGUAGGUGAGCAUGGAACUCAGCUAUCUGGAGGGCAAAAGAAAAGACUUGCAAUUGCUAGGGCCAUUUUAAAGAACCCAAAAAUCCUUCUUCUAAAUGAAGCAACAAGUGCACUGGAUACUAAAUUUAAACGCAUUGUCCAACAUGCACUGAAUAGAGUUAUAACAAAUCGGACUACUGUGAUAGUUGCACAUCGAUUGACAACUAUCAGAAAUGCUGAUAUGAUGGUUGUGGCGCAUCAGGGAAUGUUGGUGGAGAAAGGAACUCAUGAGCAGUUGAUAAAAGAUCCAGAGGGGGGUUACUUGCAGCUGGUUCGCCUGCAAGAAGGAGCUAAAGAAUCUGAAGAUGAUAGAGGUAGUACUGGAAAUGAGACUGAUACAAUUUUUGGUGUACCUGAUAAAUCCAUGACAAGGUCUGGAAGCUCUAGGAGGAUAUCACCAAGUAUAGGUUCAUCAGGUAGCCGACACUCCUAUAGUUUCAAAAGUGCAUACGAGACCAAAGAGGAAGACUAGGAGAAAGGUGAAAAAGUCCAAUGGAUGGUGAGAAUAAACAGAAUGUUUCCAUCAUGAGAUUGGCCAGCAUGAACAAACCUGAGGCUCCACAUUUGUUGAUUGGGUCAGUGGCUGCAUCAAUGCAUGUCUUAGUCUCUCAGAUGAAGAGGACGCGUCUUCCUCUCAGACAAAGACAGAGACCAUCUGUCUUUGUCUGAGUUUCAUCUUCGUUUCCAGUCGAAGACAGCCAAAAAGGCAAGGGAGAGAGACUGGAGGAGAGUUAAAAGGGGGAGAGAGGAUGGCCAACGGCCAGAGAAAAAGAAAUCGACAUCGAAGGAAGAGAAACAAACCCUAAGAGGGUUUUGAUCACUUUUCAAACUUUG
Mangifera indica (mango) is the source of this 1042-nucleotide messenger RNA. RefSeq names its product ABC transporter B family member 9-like. Lineage: Eukaryota; Viridiplantae; Streptophyta; Magnoliopsida; Sapindales; Anacardiaceae. The record is from RefSeq and is a predicted model, not a curated record. The transcript is spliced from 2 exons. The coding region runs from base 390 to 680 and encodes 96 amino acids.